GACUCAGUGAAGGGUUUCGGAUUGACCGCGCUGUUCUUCAGCUGCUCUCCGGAACCGAGCGUCUCUUCGCGGCCCGAAUAUGUCCAAACUGGAGCAAAUUCUCGUCCUAGAUCCUCCGAAUGACCUGAAAUUCAAAGGUCCUUUCACAGAUGUGGUCACUGCGAACCUGAAGCUCAAGAAUCCGUCAGAGAGGAAAGUAUGUUUCAAAGUGAAGACGACAGCGCCGCGCAGAUACUGCGUACGACCCAACAGCGGCAUCAUCGACCCAGGAGCCACGCUCACCAUCUCAGUUAUGCUGCAACCGUUUGAUUACGACCCCAAUGAGAAAAGCAAACACAAGUUCAUGGUACAGACCAUCUUCGCCCCGCCGGCAGUCUCAGACACAGAAGCCAUGUGGAAAGACGCGAAACCCGAUGAGCUCAUGGAUUCCAAACUCAGAUGUGUGUUUGAGCUGCCGUCUGAAAACGAUAAAGUGAAUGAGGUGGACUCUGCGUGUAAAGUGCCCGUCCUGAACUCCUCUAAAGCGGACGGUCUGCUGUCGGUGAAGCCUCUGUCUGGAGCUCACGAUGACUCUGAGAUGCGGAGGAUCCUGGAGGACUGCAAACGCCUGCAGACGGAGCUCAGCAAACUGCACGACGAGAACCGCCAGCUCAAGGAUGAGGGACUGCGGCUGCGGCGGCUCCAGCCACGCACUGAUCAUGUGUCCAGCAACAGCAGCACGUCUGUGGGCCGUGACUCUGUGUCUGGCUCCCUGCCCUCGCUGCUGGUGGUCAUCGCCGCCAUCUUUAUCGGCUUCUUCCUGGGGAAAUUCAUCCUGUAGAGCGUCUCAAAUCACGAACUGAAGCUGCGUCUUCCCUCCAGACAAACUCCACGCGUUUUACUAAAACUCAGUGUUUUUAACCGGACGGACGGACGCGAGCCAGCGACACGUGCCUCCUUCCAUGUACAUUCGUUCUUCUUCUGUUCCUAACAAUACCAACGCAGACUGUUUUAUUACUGUAAUUAUCAUUAAUUAAUUAUUAUUAUUAUUAUUAUUAUUCAUGUACUUUCUCUCAGAACAGCAUUUAUCCACACAGAUGUUCACUCUACUGUCUCAUAUUAGACGACGUUGAAGAAAUAAAAACAGACCAAAAAAUA
This is a messenger RNA of Danio rerio (zebrafish), 1137 nucleotides long. RefSeq names its product VAMP (vesicle-associated membrane protein)-associated protein A, like (gene vapal). Gene Ontology annotation, cellular component: plasma membrane; bicellular tight junction; endoplasmic reticulum membrane. The record is from RefSeq and is marked provisional. NCBI's taxonomy places the organism in Eukaryota, Metazoa, Chordata, Actinopteri, Cypriniformes, Danionidae.